AUGAAGUUCCCGAAAAUCAGCCGAUUCAAAGAGCAGUCUGAACACUUCACACCCGAGGCAGUUGAGCGCUUCCCAAUCGAGGCAGCAGAAGCCUUUGAGCCCCAGGACGAGUUCAUCCGUCGAAUCUACCGCACCGGCUCUCCCCCAGGUACUCUCGUUUGCUCAUUCCCCGAGCCUGCACCAGCGACAAGUCUUAACCAGUUCCGUUUCCAGCUCUACCGCGAGAAUGGGGUUUGGCCCGGUCUUACCGGUUACCUCGACAAGUAUGUGAACCUUACACACCUGGUCUGGAGCAUGUGUGCUAUGCUUGCCGAUAGCAAUAUCGAUCCAGAUUGGACAAAUACAUUUGAGAUAUGGCGCACGGAGUGGAGACAGUUCAACAAGAGUUUUGAAAUUCAUGGAAAUACUACGCGCACUUUGGAUGUUCCCCCCUCACCAGUGGAUGUUAUCUGGAUUCGGAAGCCUAACAGCCUUAAAUAUGUGCAAAUUUCUCUUAGUGAAUACAAGGAGAAAUACGAUGAUCACGACAUUCUGCACGCUCUCUGGAAGUGGAUGCUGCAUGAUGUGCCAGCUGAAGCUAUUGUUGAAGGGACUUAUCUCAUUAAGCUUGGGUAUGAGCCUUGGUUCCCUAAGGACUAG
Penicillium concentricum is the source of this 639-nucleotide messenger RNA. RefSeq lists its product as uncharacterized. The record is from RefSeq and is a predicted model, not a curated record. The transcript has a single exon. NCBI's taxonomy places the organism in Eukaryota, Fungi, Ascomycota, Eurotiomycetes, Eurotiales, Aspergillaceae. Bases 1 to 639 code for a protein of 212 amino acids.